CAGUCUGCUCACCUACUCAUCUGCUAGCAAUCAUGGCGGACGCCGCGGAGCAGGCAAAGAACGAUGCGCAGGUAUGUCAGAGCCAUCCCACACUUCCCACCGCGCGCACCGCCGAUGGAAUGCACUCGGCUUCCAUUGAGCAGUCUUGGUCGCCUUACAGCGCCACGAUGAGCCACCAAUCUUGACCACAGCAUGAGCUCACCUUCGAGUCGGCCGACGCCGGCGCGUCCACGACCUACCCGAUGCAGUGCUCGGCCCUGCGCAAGAACGGCUUCGUCGUGAUCAAGAACCGCCCGUGCAAGAUCGUCGACAUGUCCACCUCCAAGACCGGCAAGCACGGUCACGCCAAGGUCCACUUGGUCGCCAUCGACAUCUUCACCGGCAAGAAGUUGGAAGAUCUCUCUCCAUCCACCCACAACAUGGACGUUCCGAACGUCAGGCGUCAGGAAUACCAGCUUCUUGACAUCACCGACGAUGGAUUCCUCUCGCUCAUGACUGAGGGUGGUGAGACGAAGGAUGACGUUAAGGUCCCGGACGAUGAGGUUGGAAGCAAGAUUAAGAAGUUGUUCACGGAGGAUGGCAAGGACACCAACGUCAUUGUCCUCACUGCCAUGGGUGAGGAAGCCGCCAUCGACGCCAAGGAGGCGCCGAAGGGUUAGACGUACUUCGACUAUGCUUCAUCAUGCGAUGCGACCUCGAGUGUAGCACGCGUCCAAGAGGUGGCAGCACCUCACGAGCAAGAUGGAUAAACGAACGGAGAGGAGUGGGUUUACAGCGUGAUGUGCAUUUGCGUAGGCUACGGCCUGAGCGCGCAAAAAGGUUAGGUUGGCGUCCAUCUUGUUGAUCCGCUUGUUGCGAGCUUCGUCAACAGUAUGUACGCACUGCAUGUUAGUCACAAUAUGUGGUGCUCAUGUAACGAAUCAAGUCGUUGUCACAGUUACUCUACCUUC
This is a messenger RNA of Baudoinia panamericana UAMH 10762, 950 nucleotides long. RefSeq lists its product as uncharacterized. The record is from RefSeq and is a predicted model, not a curated record. The coding region runs from base 243 to 659 and encodes 138 amino acids. Gene Ontology annotation, molecular function: translation elongation factor activity; ribosome binding; RNA binding. Gene Ontology annotation, biological process: positive regulation of translational elongation; positive regulation of translational termination. The transcript has 4 exons. NCBI's taxonomy places the organism in Eukaryota, Fungi, Ascomycota, Dothideomycetes, Mycosphaerellales, Teratosphaeriaceae.